CAACUCUGUCCUUCAAGAAGAAUUGAAAACUAUACACGCUUUUUCCCAAAAAACCUUCACUCCUGAGCAGUGGGAGCAAGAAAAAUAAAAUGUUGUGCAACGGUAGUGUUCUUCCUCCUAACAUCCAUCCAACAGGACUGACGGUGAGCGUAUCCGCACCCGGCAAAGUCAUCUUGCAUGGAGACCACUCGGUAGUUUACGGGAAAUUGGCACUGACCGCAAGCUUGGGACUCAGAAGCAGAAUGCGACUGAUCGAGAUCAGCGCCCCUAAUCUGGUCAUAUUUCAACUACCCAUUUUGGAUUUUACCUUAACAUAUGAUCUGGAGAAGCUGAGGGAAUACCUUCUUAUCCCCAUGCUUCCCCUUACCCACAACGCAAACGAAUUCAACUGGGAGUACCCCGAGAUGAUCCACCACGACGCCAUCCUCGACAUCGUCGAUAGCUUCAUAAGUUACACCUCUGGCACGGCCCCGCUCAACGUUCACCAAAAGAUGGCGCUGUCUUCUGUAUUUUUCCUGAUCGCUGGCAUCCUGGGCUCAGUUAACAUCGAAUUAAAUUCGUUCCUGAUGACUUGCGAGACGGAUCUCUUCAUCGGUGCCGGCACGGGUAGUUCGGCUUCGUUCGUGGUCAGUUUGGCUGCAGCUCUAUUGCAGUUUGUCAAAAUGAAGACUGGGGGCCAAGGGAACAUUUCCAAGGAGGAGUACAAGGCCUGUUUUUUGGAUGCGGGCAGUGACAAGAAUUUCAGCAAGCGGGAGUUGGACAUGAUCUGCAAGUGGGCUUUUUGUGCAGAGAAGAUCGUCCAUGGCACUCCGUCUGGCGUGGACAACACCACCUGCACCUACGGCGGCAUCGUCGAGUUCCGCAAGGGCCUGGCCCCCAAGCUCCUCGAGAUGUUACGCCCCCUCAAGAUCCUCCUCAUAAACACCAAAGUCUCCCGCGAAACAAGGAAGUUGGUCUCGAAGGUCGCCGCCCUGCAUCACCAAUACCCCGACCUGACCAACAACAUCCUCAAUGCCAUGGAAGACGUCGCUUUCAUUGCCCUCCAGCACAUAACGUCGCUGUGUACCUGGACGGGCACCACAGAGGGACUGGUUAACGACCAAAUCCGAAACAGCUACGAGGAGCUGGGAAGGCUGGCAUCGAUCAACCACAGCCUGUUAAGCGCCCUGGGGGUGUCCCACUUGAGGCUGGACGAGGUGAUUCAUAUUUUGGCCGAGAACGGGCUUCAGGGGAAGCUUACGGGCGCCGGAGGGGGAGGGUAUGCUACGUGUUUGGUUUCGCCUUACGUUAAUCCCAGCGUUUUGGAGAAAGCUAUGUUAGAUUUGGACGCUAGGGGUUUCCAGGCCGUUUUGACGGAAGUGGGUGGCAACGGUGUGAUGAUUGAGUAGUUGGGUGGAGGACUUGGACAAAUGGUGCUUUCUUAUUGGAAUACUCUCGAACGACAAGUUAUUCGGUAGAUUUAAAUAUUAAUUUCAGGUUGUUAGUUACGCUGGAUUUUAAAUUGAAUUUAUUGGAGGGAUAUUUGUCGAUGUUUCGUUGUUUUAUUAAAACGUCUUCAGGACAUACAUAAACAAUCGUAAAAGUGUACUAAUUAAAAAUAAUAAUAAAAAACUGUGACCAAAUGAAAAUAGCUUCUAAGAUUUCAGUAAAAUUUAAUAUAUACAGAGUGUUUAAAAAAUCUGACCGGGUGUCUAAAAAAAUCCUUAUAAUUCAAGUUUUGAUAUUUCAUGAAUUUCUUCUCUUAAAUAAAAAUAAUAUGUAAUUAGACUAUUUUUGUUGUGGCGUUUGUAAUAAAAUGUUUAUUCAUAGAGUCCGGAAGAUGUAAUAAAACAACGAAACAUUGACAUUUAUAUAAAUUGAUUUUUUCCCACGAUAUUGACUUAAAAUUAGUAUAUUAAGGUCCCUAAACCUUUUUGGCGUAAUAAUAGUAUAAAGGUUUAUUUAUUAUAUAAAUAUACUUGUAAGGUAAGAGCUAUUCAGUUUUAACAACUGCAUUUAAAAAAAAAACAUUUUAUAUCACUCCGAAAUGCUGAAUUGACCAAAUUUGGUGGUAUGCAGCAGAAAUGUCCCUAUUUUUCCAAUUAUGUCGUAGGUACCACCUGAAUAAUUUUUUUUUAAAUGGGAAAUUUCCCAGCAGCAUUUACUUUUUUUUUUUUUUGUCAUUUAUUUUAUUCCGAUGCCACUCUUGAUGCUGUAGACCCCAGAUUUAGUUAAGCAGAAAGAGUUAUGUAACUUUCGAUAUCUUCCUACAUGUUAGAAUAAAAAUUAAUAAUAUA
Anoplophora glabripennis (Asian longhorned beetle) is the source of this 2276-nucleotide messenger RNA. RefSeq names its product mevalonate kinase. The record is from RefSeq and is a predicted model, not a curated record. Gene Ontology annotation, molecular function: ATP binding; mevalonate kinase activity. The transcript has 4 exons. The coding region runs from base 90 to 1388 and encodes 432 amino acids. Gene Ontology annotation, biological process: cholesterol biosynthetic process; isoprenoid biosynthetic process. Gene Ontology annotation, cellular component: cytoplasm. Lineage: Eukaryota; Metazoa; Arthropoda; Insecta; Coleoptera; Cerambycidae.